GCUUUCUAGAUGUCAUGUUCGAUUUCAGAUUUGAAUAUGCUGUUGAGACAUCCCUCUAGACACCUUAUAAUAUAUUAUAUUUCACCAUGUGUUUGACAUCAAGAGCCAUAUACAUCAAAGAAAAGUCUUAACAAUAUUAAAAAUGAAAAUUUCAAAUAUUUGACCUUUAAAUUAAUAUACAUCUGAAACAUAGCUAUUAGCUAUGAAAAUGCAAAAUAGUGUCAGUCUAGCCCUAGGCUCCUACCAAAGAAUAAGAAAUCUUCUUGUUUCUUUAUAUAUUAGCUCACCAAAUACAAAUCACUGUUAUGCUGUUAUAUAUCAUGUACAAUUAUAUCAUAUAUGAGACAAUUAAUUCAAUAUACUUAUAGAGCCUUGAGAUUUAAGUUGUAUCUUUCAGUUUUCUUAGGACUACCAAGUACCAAAAGACUAUCUUGUAAGGCUUUCCUUGAACUUUCCAAGGUUGACUAAAAGAAAAUUGCAGAAUUCAUCACCUCAUAAAUUCUGAGUCCAAUGAUUCAGAAAAGUGCAAAUCUUUUCUUACCAAAGAACAAAAGGCUUUCCAAUGAUUCUGAGUCCAAUAACGCGUAUGUUUGGGAGAGCUUCCAGCAUGCUUCCGAUUCUUGGUUAGAGUAUAUGAAGAUUGGAACAGAUUUGAGUAGGAAUGACAAUAAUUUACUGACAUCAUGGACAAGUCCUGAUGAUCCAGCACCUGGAAGUUUCACCUUCACCAUUGAGCCUUUAGACAUUCCUCAGUCGUUUAUUUGGAAGGAUGGAAAUUCUUACUGGCGCACUGGUCCAUGGAAUCGUCAGAAAUACACAGGGGUUCAGAACAUGAGCUCUGACUAUGGUUAUGGAGUUAAGGGAGUCUAGAGGCGAAGGAGUGGUCUGAUGAGAAGAAAGGAUGGGACACAACAUGGUCAUCAACAAGUAGCGAGUGUGAAAGGUAUGGUAAGUGUGGACCAUUCGGAAGCUGUGAUGCUCAACACAGGCCCAUAUGUUC
Molecule: messenger RNA, 1000 nt
Organism: Salvia miltiorrhiza (redroot sage)
Lineage: Eukaryota; Viridiplantae; Streptophyta; Magnoliopsida; Lamiales; Lamiaceae
Product: G-type lectin S-receptor-like serine/threonine-protein kinase At1g11330
Exons: 2
Coding region: 511-870 (119 amino acids)
Source: RefSeq, a predicted model, not a curated record